Messenger RNA from Apaloderma vittatum (bar-tailed trogon), 2392 nucleotides. RefSeq names its product lysine-specific demethylase 3B-like. Gene Ontology annotation, molecular function: chromatin DNA binding; transcription coregulator activity; histone H3K9 demethylase activity. The transcript has 9 exons. NCBI's taxonomy places the organism in Eukaryota, Metazoa, Chordata, Aves, Trogoniformes, Trogonidae. The record is from RefSeq and is a predicted model, not a curated record. Gene Ontology annotation, cellular component: chromatin; histone deacetylase complex. Gene Ontology annotation, biological process: regulation of transcription by RNA polymerase II. Bases 1 to 1137 code for a protein of 378 amino acids.
AUGUGUGAAACGACACAGGAACAGAUGAUAAGCCGUUUGGGAGCUUCUUGGGCUAAUACUGGUGAGCAGACUAACGUGGGCAAUGUUGUGCCCGUGCUGGUAUCUGGUGUCCAUAAGAAGUUGAAGUCAGAGCUUUGGAAACCAGAAGCUUUCAGCCUGGAAUUUGGAGAUCAAGAUGUAGAUUUGGUGAACUGCAGGAACUGUGCCAUAAUUUCAGACGUGAAAGUGCGUGACUUCUGGGAUGGCUUUGAGAUAAUAUCUAAACGGCUCAGGUCAGAUGAUGGUCAGCCAAUGGUACUAAAAUUAAAGGAUUGGCCUCCAGGGGAGGACUUUAGAGAUAUGAUGCCUACAAGGUUUGAGGACUUGAUGGAGAAUCUUCCUCUUCCCGAAUACACCAAGAGGGACGGCAGACUGAAUUUGGCUUCUAGGCUGCCAAGCUACUUUGUCCGUCCUGACUUGGGUCCAAAAAUGUACAAUGCCUAUGGCUUAAUUACUGCAGAGGACAGACGAGUUGGUACCACAAACCUGCAUUUGGAUGUGUCUGAUGCUGUUAAUGUCAUGGUGUACGUUGGGAUUCCCGUUGGAGAGGGGACCCAUGAUGAUGAGGUUCUGAAAACAAUUGAUGAGGGAGAUGCUGAUGAUGUAACAAAGCAGCGGAUUCAUGAAGGGAGAGAGAAGCCUGGAGCAUUGUGGCACAUCUAUGCUGCCAAGGAUGCUGAAAAGAUACGGGAACUUCUCCGGAAGGUUGGAGAAGAACAAGGCCAAGAAAAUCCCCCAGAUCAUGACCCCAUUCAUGACCAAAGUUGGUACUUGGACCAGAUCUUACGCAAGCGACUCUACGAUGAGUACGGUGUACAAGGCUGGGCGAUAGUGCAGUUCCUUGGAGAUGCUGUGUUCAUUCCUGCAGGUGCUCCCCAUCAAGUCCAUAAUUUAUACAGCUGCAUUAAAGUGGCAGAAGAUUUUGUAUCUCCAGAACAUGUGAAGCACUGCUUCCGUCUGACCCAGGAGUUCAGGCACCUGUCUAAUACUCAUACAAACCAUGAGGAUAAACUGCAGGUGAAGAACAUUAUCUACCAUGCAGUGAAAGACGCUGUUGGCACACUGAAAGCUCAUGAAUCCAAACUAGCUAGAUCGUAGGAACUGCUAAUUCCAAAAGCCCUGCGAAGGAAGCCUUUUGCUCACAGUACAUACAGGGACUGCACAUGACUGCCUCUGCAGGAGCAGCGGCUUCUCUCUAAGAGCUGGUGUGGUCAGUAUUACACACACUCUUCAGCCACCGUUUUCUGUGCUGCCUCAACACUGAAGGUCUAACGGAAGGUUGCACUGUUACAUGCGGAAUUUCAGAUUCUAGUGAAAGGUGCCAUGUCCCUUUCCUGUGGCCUUUUGCGAAUUGGAAGAACGUGGAAACCACUUGGUGUUCCUGCAUAUUGUGAUUAGAAAUGGUAUAAAGAGUGUGGAUGGGUUUUUUCCUCAUGCCUCGUUAGUCUCCACAGGUUAGAAGGAAUGUGCUGGAGGUGGGUUGUCCUACUGCAGAUUUAUCUGCUGUAGGAGUGUGGCCAAGAGUAGCCGAACUGCAGAAAUUUAAGCAAACUUCCCAUGAAAGAUACAGGCCAAGGAAAAAAAAAGCUAUUCUCUGCACUCCCCUUCCUGUAGCCGUUUCUCUAUACACUGUAGAGUUGCAGAAAUAAAGGGAGAACCCACUUUUUUUCCCCAGGAGACUCCAGAAAUAGGAGGAUUGUGUAUUUAGUGAAAAACUAGGUUUGUAGUGAAACAGUUAAUAUUUCAUGAAAGUAGAUAUUUUUAGUAUUUUUGAAGUACCACAACUGUUCCUGGAUUUUGGAGGAAAGGCGCAUUACAUUUAGUCUUCCUUUCAAUAAAAUCAAGAACUGAUUUUUAGAACGCAGUCCAAAAUAGCACAAAAACAGCCAAAGGAGAGCGAAUAGAAGUUGACACCCCACCUCCCUUGUCCAUAUUCCUCACCCAUCUUCCUCCCUCUCCCUACGCCACCUGCUUCCUCAGAAUGAGAAGUAGAAAGGAGUAUAAACUCUGUUCUCACGUGGAGAUGUUGUACAUCUCCCUGCACUGGUGACUGCAGGCAAUAGUUCACCCAAUGCCAGUGCUAGCUGAAAACAUCUAUCCUUUCCAAAGUGAAGGAAAAGUUAUCUUUCAGUGUCAAUUUUGUCCAGAACUAUUUUAAGUAAAAUGUUUCUGCUUGAUAGAAUUGUAUUCAGAAUUUACUAAUGUCAGCAUUGAUGCAAUGGAUUUCUUUUUCCGGGGGUACAUGGGGAAAUGUAUCUACCUUAUAUCCAGCUGUACUGUAGUGCCACCUGCAGGCCUGUUAAUAUGUUCACGGUUAUUUCAUUUUUUAAAAAAUAAAAGUCAUUUACUGUAA